AUGUUUUACAGUCACGAAAUCCUCACGUCACGUAAAUAUGGUGUGGCGACUGUGUGGCUCGUUGCAACCCUGGGUGCCAAAUCAAGCUUGAAGCGCAUUAACCGCAAGCAAAUCCUCGGCGUCGAUGUCUCCAAAGCAUGCCAAACCAUCAUCGAUCCAGUAGCUCCCCUGGCUCUACGUCUACAGGGGAACUUGUUAUAUGGACUAUCGCGAGUGUACCUACAGCAGUGCGGAUAUAUUCUCUCAGACGCACAGGAUGCUCAAAUUGCUCUGAGAAUGGCCUUACGGACAGUUCAGAGCACCGAACUUGAUCCCACUGCUGGUAAAGCCAAUCCAGAACAACUCAUUCUUCAAGAUGACCCCUCGUUCCUCCCCAAUUUUGCUCCUCCUCCGCCCGAACUACUCGCUGAUCUAGACUCCAACUUCAACCUCGACAUAACACACUCCGGCGAGUCACAGUCUCUAACACCGUUUGGCUCUCAGCGACAUUCAUCCUCUCCUCAUGUUGGUAGUGCAGGUGGCCUCGUUCUCCCUACUUCUUCCCCUGUCACUCCGGGUGGAUUUAGACUCGACGGCGAUUACGGAACGGGCAGUAUUGAUCAACCUAGCGCCAUGCUUGGGGCCGGCGAGACAUUCGAAAUCGAAGAUCCGGAUUUUGAAUUCGGAGAUGAUGGUGAGAUCAUUCAGCUGCCGCCAGGUACCGUGUCGCUGAGAACUCCGGCUACGCCUUCACGUGCGUCCAGGUCCGAGGAUGCUCUACAUAGUGACAAGGUGAGAAAGGAACUUGACCCAGAACACCGCGUUCUUGAUCAGUUGCCUGAUGAUGAGAUGCAUGUUGCGCUUCCCAGCGAAGAAGACGGCCUUCCCGAAGGCGGCGUUUAUUCCUCAGGCGCGCAACAGUCUCAAAAUUCUUCAGAAGUAGUCGAAUCAUCAGGAACCUUUACCGCUCCUAUGCGUCGACAUCGAGUUCCACGCGCCAUUCCUGCAGACACAGCAACCGAACUUCGUAAUAAGGACCUGAUAGACUGGGGCACGAACUAUCUUAAGAACAUGAAAACUGUUGCUCAACAAAAGAUUCACAAUCGUGUCCUGACACAAGCCAAGAAAAACGCUGAGCAUUAUGUGUGGGGAUCCGGACUAGGUGGUAUUGGCCAACGUAUUCCUGGAUACGAAGGCUAUAAUCCAUUCGAUAUGUUCAUGGGCGACAAACUAUUCGAGGCUAUCACUGGCAUGAGUCGCAAAGGAACCGGGCACAAGCAUGAUCGCGAUAGCGGCAUAGACGAUGCCACGCAAGAACAGGCACGUCAUGUACGCCAGAAGAUUGGCGAGCCUGAGGUUGCUCGAGGUGCUGAUGAUGAAGGAUUCUCUAUGCCUCUUGGAGACGACGAAGCUGCGGUUGAAUUGCCUCGUGAAGCACCGUCUGCCCUUGAUGAUCAACACGUCUUCUCUGCAAUGCCAUGGAACAUGAGUGCUUCUGCUAGAAGUUCAUCAGCCAUUCCUCGCAGUAGGCGUAUCGGCAUGACUGGUUCAGCCGAUCACGGAAGACAUGGAAGUCGCCUGGUAUCUGCCUCUCCACUAUAUGGACGAGGUCAGUCUAUUCCCUUCGAUUUGAAUAAUCUUACAAGCGAUGCGGAUUAUGCCGGCGAUGAGUUUGGGCCUCCAGCACUCAGCUCAGAUUUUCCCGAGGUAGCAGCUCUUCCGAACGCCAACUCACAACUACCCAAAAUACUUUCCAUCGAAGGCGAAAACUUCAUCGCCUACAUACGCGAGAAGAUGAGAGAGAAGCGAGGUCGUGCGCAGGUAGAGACAGGCGUUGCGAACGAUGCUGAAGAAAUUACGUUCGAAGAACUGCUUCCGCCUGCGGAGAAUGCAAAGAUGGUUGCUUGCCACGGUCUUAUGAUGGUUCUCACACUGGGCACAAGAGGUAUGCUCACCAUACAGCAGUCCGAGCACCUCGGUGACAUUCAUCUUCGCUUAUCUGAGAAAGCCAAGGCGCUGGAAAUCAUUGAGAUCAGCGAUGGCGAAGAGUUAGAUAACCCGGUGGAUGUCGAAGGCGAAGGACAUUUCCAGGAACAGUUCGCUGCUGGACAUGCUGCCCAGGUGGACGAUGAUCACGGGUCUCUAUACGAUGAGUGA
This is a messenger RNA of Bipolaris maydis ATCC 48331, 2136 nucleotides long. NCBI's taxonomy places the organism in Eukaryota, Fungi, Ascomycota, Dothideomycetes, Pleosporales, Pleosporaceae. The record is from RefSeq and is a predicted model, not a curated record.